GUUUGUUAUCGCAAGCACACCCAAGUCGUCGCCGCCAUGAACGCUCUGUUGGUCACCAUUCUUCUGGGCCUGGCGUCCUACGCCGCCGCUGGAGGCUUCACCGCCCCAUCCCCCUACGCCGCUAGCGUGUACGGCCCGUCUAUCGGAUCCGUUGGCUACGGAUACGGCGGACGCGGAUUCCUGCCUCAGGCCUACAACCUCCAGGUGCGCUUCGGUGGUGGCGUCAAGGCCGGUGUUGCCUACGGCGGAUACGGACACGGAGGAUACGGUCUUGCCGUCGGUGGUUACGGACACGGUGUCGCCCUCGGCCACGGAGGAUACGGACACGGUCUCGCCCUCGGCUACGGCGGCUACGGACACGGUCUUGCCCUCGGCUAUGGCGGUUACGGACACGGUCUUGGAUACGGAAAGCUCUACGGUUAAACGAUUCACCAAGCUAGCAGCUGCGUGCAUGUACAUUAACACAUAACCCGGGCAAAGGCUCCGCAGGACGGAUACGCAAUGUGUUCGCCAUCGGCCGAUGCGCUCAAACUCGAGAGUACAAACACACAAAGUACGUACACACAACUCUCACGAAACACUCUACCCAAGUAACAUGCGCUACACGUGACAAGCACCACACUCUACGGACCACGAGACACAAUAAAAAUGUUUGUAAAGCCUGUCUUGCAUGUUACUGGUUGCGUC
Molecule: messenger RNA, 687 nt
Organism: Dermacentor silvarum
Lineage: Eukaryota; Metazoa; Arthropoda; Arachnida; Ixodida; Ixodidae
Product: keratin-associated protein 19-2
Exons: 4
Coding region: 37-423 (128 amino acids)
Source: RefSeq, a predicted model, not a curated record